AUGGCGGCCCCGCUGGCGGCGGCGGCGGCGGGCGGCGGGGGGGCGGCGGCGGCCGCGGCGGGGAGGGGGGGGCGCGGGCCGGCGCUGCGGGAGGGGGCGCGGGUGUCGGCGCUGUGCCUGGCCUGGUACGGGCUGAGCGCCGGCGGGAACGUGGUGAACAAGCUGCUGCUCGGCGGCUUCCCGCGGCCCGUCACCGUCUCGCUCUUCCACAUCCUGGGGCUGUGCGGGCUCCUGCCGCCGCUGCUGCGCGCCUGGCGGGUGCCUCCCGCCGGCCCGGCCCAGCUGCCGCCCCGCGCCUACCCCCGCUACAUCCUGCCGCUCGCCUUCGGCAAGUACUUCGCCUCCGUCUCCGCACACGUCUCGCUCUGGAGGGUCCCGGUCUCCUACGCGCACACAGUAAAAGCGACGAUGCCAAUAUGGGUGGUUCUUCUUUCGCGGAUCAUAAUGAAGGAAAAGCAGACGACGAAGGUGUACUUGUCUCUCAUCCCCAUAAUAACUGGUGUCCUGUUGGCCACUGUCACGGAACUUUCCUUUGACAUGUGGGGACUCAUCAGUGCACUUGCUGCUACUCUGUGUUUUUCGCUUCAGAACAUCUUCUCAAAGAAGGUGUUAAGAGAUUCCCGAAUACAUCAUCUUCGGUUGCUGAACAUACUUGGGUGCCAUGCUGUGUUCUUCAUGAUCCCAACAUGGGUUUUGGUUGAUCUUUCUUCCUUCUUAGUAGAGAAUGACUUGAGCACGAUGUCUCAUUGGUCCUGGACCCUGAUGCUGCUUAUAAUCAGUGGAUUCUGUAAUUUUGCCCAGAAUGUCAUUGCCUUCAGUAUUCUCAACCUGAUCAGCCCGCUAAGUUACUCUGUCGCAAAUGCCACAAAACGAAUCAUGGUCAUCACAGUGUCCCUUAUAAUGCUUCGCAAUCCGGUUACGAGCACCAAUGUCCUUGGAAUGAUGACAGCUAUCUUAGGGGUCUUCUUAUAUAACAAGACAAAAUACGAUGCAAACCAAGAAGCAAAGAAGCAGCUACUUCCAGUUACAACUGCAGACCUUGUGAAUUUGGACCGGCAUCGAAACACUCCUGAAAAGUCUCAGAACGGACUUACGGCAUUUGCACAACAUGGAGACUAUCAGUAUGGUCGAACCAAUAUCUUAACAGACCACUUCCAGUAUAAUCGGCAAAACUAUCCAACGACCUACAACUUAAAUCGUUUUGAUAUAUAGAAUCCUGGCAAACAGGUAUAGACUGUGAUAUCAAAGUGUCCCCAGCAUUAUCAGAAACUUUUAGUACAUCCAUGAAUGUAAAGCCAUUUUAUUGUACAGGUUUUGCAGAAGGGAAGAUGCAUGUGUAGUGAAAGCGGUACAGACCUCCAACUUCUGCUAAGCAGACCUUUAAACGUGAAACAGAUCUGACACUGGAACUAAAUGCACAGUGUAGCUCUUUGUACAGAGAUUCUGGUGAAAUGUGCGUA
Molecule: messenger RNA, 1460 nt
Organism: Gavia stellata (red-throated loon)
Lineage: Eukaryota; Metazoa; Chordata; Aves; Gaviiformes; Gaviidae
Gene: SLC35E1
Product: solute carrier family 35 member E1
Exons: 6
Coding region: 1-1212 (403 amino acids)
Cellular component (GO): Golgi apparatus
Molecular function (GO): antiporter activity
Source: RefSeq, a predicted model, not a curated record